Molecule: messenger RNA, 588 nt
Organism: Soboliphyme baturini
Lineage: Eukaryota; Metazoa; Nematoda; Enoplea; Dioctophymatida; Soboliphymatidae
Source: the annotation of a GenBank genome assembly
AUGGCAGAUGUGUUAUUUUGCGCUAAACUUCUAGGACAGUCUAAAAUGGGUUUAACUCUUUCUAAUUUAUUCAGUCGUCUUUUUUUAAAGAAACAAUGCCGCAUAUUGAUGGUUGGACUCGACGCUGCCGGUAAAACAACAAUUUUGUACAAACUUAAACUCGGUGAAAUCGUAACUACUAUUCCGACCAUAGGUUUUAACGUAGAAACUGUGGAGUACAAAAACAUCAGUUUUACUGUGUGGGAUGUUGGUGGUCAGGACAGAAUCAGACCACUCUGGCGACAUUACUACCAGAAUACAGAAGGUCUUAUUUUCGUGGUAGACAGUAACGACAGGGAACGAGCAGACGAAGCGAGGAAAGAGUUAGUGAACAUGCUGUCCGAAGAUGAACUGCGCGACGCGGUGCUGCUGAUCUUUGCCAAUAAACAGGACUUGCCGAAUGCGAUGAACCCUGCGGAGUUGACCGAUAAGCUCGGAUUAAAUCAACUGAGAAAUCGAAAGUGGUACAUCCAAGCUGCAUGCGCAACCCAGGGCGAUGGAUUAUACGAGGGACUGGAUUGGCUAUCGAAUGAACUUUCCAAGCGAUGA